AUGUCGCGGAGACCCGCCGGACCCGACAGGACGAUGCAGAACCAGCAGACGUUGAAGAGCUUGGUUAAGUUAGAAGGAAACAAGAGCUGCGCAGAUUGUAAAAGGAACAAGCGUACGGUGUCUGGAUACUGUGACAAGGCAUGGAGGCUGACAAGUGUCGACAGANNCCCAAGAUGGGCCAGUUGGAACUUGGGCAUCUUCAUCUGCAUUCGAUGCUCUGGUAUUCACCGUGGUAUGGGAACGCACAUCAGUAGAGUCAAGUCGGUCGAUCUGGAUUCUUGGACCGACGAGCAACUUCAGAGCAUGCUGAAGUGGGGCAACACCAGAGCCAACAAGUAUGAAAUCCUCGCCCGUUGCAGCACACAUAUGCUGAUUGUCAUUCUACAGNNGUACUGGGAAGCGAAGCUCGCUCCUGGUCAUGUCCCCGCCGAAGCGUACNNCAAGAUUGAGAACUUCAUUCGCACAAAGUACGACUCGAAGAGAUGGACUAUGGAUGGCCCUAUUCCAGACCCUUCAACUCUGGGAGGCGAGGGUGGGGAUGAAGACGUGCCGCUCAGUGUAGUUCAAGAAAAGGCCAAGCUUGACCGAUCAGCAUCCCUCAGAAACGCUUCGAUGAGCAGCGGACCUGUUGCUCCCCCUGCAGCUCCUAGAGCAGCUGCUCCAGUCAUCGAUCUGUUUGGCGACGACCCAACCCCAGCCCGUGCCAGCACCGCUGAACCUACAAUUGCUUCCAGACCCCCUCCACAACAACAGCAAAAGGCCCCUGCUGCACCUCCUAAGCAAAAUCGUCCUGGCGACUCUCUACUUGGUCUCGAUUUCUUUGGAACUAGCCAGUCCGCACCACCAGCACGUCCAGCUAGCGCUGCUUCGGGAGUUGCUGCCCCUGGAAGCAACCCACGAUCAGACCUUAAGCAGUCCAUUCUGUCCUUGUACGCAUCUGCACCUAAGCCUGCCCCGGUACAGCAGCCUCAAUCUUCCUCGAACGCUUUUGGUGGCUUCACCUCCCCUCCGUUACAAUCUCCUGCCGCUUCGACUUCCUCUUUCGGCGGUAUGGCUGAUGCUUUUGGUGGCUUGAACUUCGGUGGCACGCCUGCUCCGCAACAGCAACAGCAGCAACCCAAGCCUUCUGCCUUCUCGAACUUAACCUCCCCAGUAUCACGUACAAGCUCUCUCAGUGGUGGUAGCUUCUUCGAUGCUAAACCCGCACCACCACCUAAACCAGCCGCUGCACCUGCUUCUAAGCCACAGCCAACUCGCAUGUCGAGUGGAUUCGGCGAUUUUGGUGACUUUACGUCCGCACCAUCGCCUGCACCAGUACCUAUGUCUACAAGAUCGCCAGUUCCCGCCAGCUCUGGUAUGGGAGACUUGUUCGACAUGAGCGCUCCUGCACCUUCUAAGCCCGCAACUUCAACCUCUGCAUCUGCCUUCAACUUGUCAAGCCCUGCCCCACCGCCGAAACCUGCACCCGCACCCGCACCAGCCAUGUCCGGUCUUGAUAACAUGGACGCAUGGGGUUCGAGCAAUGCCUGGAGUACCCCUGAGCCAGCAGCGCCUGCACCACCCAGCACUUCGUACAAGGCACCUACCUCGACCACUACAUCUUACAAAGCACCUGCUAUGACCAGCGUGUCGAACGACGAUGACUUUGGUGGUUGGGGAAGCAAUGAGGGCACUUCUUCUAGUAAACCUACUGUUAGCCAGGAUGAUGACUUUGGUGGCUGGAGCAGUGCACCCGCGCCGGCUGCCCCUACAUCUAACAACAAGGCUCCAGCUGCAGAUGAUCUNUUUGGAAACGUCUGGGGUUAA
This is a messenger RNA of Aureobasidium musti, 1806 nucleotides long. NCBI's taxonomy places the organism in Eukaryota, Fungi, Ascomycota, Dothideomycetes, Dothideales, Saccotheciaceae. The record is from the annotation of a GenBank genome assembly.